AAAAAUUGUAUUAUUUAGCAGAAAAAAUAGUAAAAGUGUUAAAUAAAUUAAAUAUUUAAGCAAAAUUAUGUUUAAUUCAGCUAUUAAACAUUUAAAUUUUGUAAAAAAUAUUUGUUAAAAAUCAACAACAACAUGAAUAUAAGACCCAGAUGUCGUGAAUGGCUGCCUUUAAGUACGCAGCAGUUGAGAUUAAGGAACCUUCAAGCAAUACAAGGCGUUAAUAUUGAAAUCAAAACGACGACAAAAGCCAACUGUUCCAAAGCAUCCACGGAGACGUUGUUGUAUUAUACAUUACAUGAUCAUCCGGAAAAUGAGCCAUUUUAUCAGAGUGAGAAGGUGGCUUUAAGAAAGCAUUUACAUGUAAAAUGGGCGGAGAUUCAAUGUCCAGAGAUACUAAAGUCCAAUGCUAAUUGUGUUUGUAUUAAAAUAUGGGCCUGCAUUAAGAAGACUGACUACAUAAAUAACAUAAAAAAUGACGAGAAGCCCUCAGAAUCGAGGCCAGAGCAACAGCAGCAACAAACAGAAGAUGAGAAAACUACUUUGCUAAGAACAAAGAAAAUUAAGGAACCCAUGAGUGCCUUAACGCGGGAAUUUGUCAAAUUCCAAAAGUUGCCACGACCCUCAGACGCUCUACUCUUUAGCUGGGCUAUUUACUUCUCCGGUCUAAUUCCCCUGUCACAAAAUACCGAAGUCAAGUGUUGUGAAAAUUCUUUGAUUUUUCAAAUGAAUGAUGAGUAUUUUGCUUCGCCGGAAUUGUUUAAUACGGAAUGUUUACGUCAACAAUUGGCCUUAAACUAUGAACGUUACUCAGCCAGUGUGCCAAAGUGUAGCAUACCCACACCAGAUGAAUUUACCAUCAAUUCACCACAAGUUUCGCGUAGCUCUAGUCCAGUUGCUGUUGACUGGCAAAAGGAUUUGCUGCGAAUGUCCAAGACCCGUUACGUCCAGUUGAACUGUGUACGUUCCGAGGUCAGGACUAGUUACGAUUUGAUGAAAUUGUUAAGAUUGCAACAAUUGCAAAGACAACGUUUACAAACGCAGCGCGAAAGUGUAGAGAUGACGGCCGACAUUAAACGUUUAAGCUUAAGAUGUAUAACCAAAGAACAACUAUUACGAAAACCACGUACGACUUCAAUAAAUUCAUCCUCGUCAUCGUCUGCCUCAACUGCCUCUCAGUAUCAUUCCAUGGGUCGGACGCUAAGUCUUCUGCUGGCCGAACAGCAGCACAUAGAUCCUCAUCAAUUGCUAAGAGCCCAACAGCUGCAACAGCAAGUGGAGUCACUGAAAAGUAAACAAAGACUUUUGCAAAGUGCUAAGGAAACCUUUUCAAAACGUAUUACGCAAUUAAGACAGCAGUUAAAUGCUGCCACUACGUCUCGUCAGCAAUUGCAAACUUGGUUAACAUCAAGACGCCGCAAACUACACGAGGAUAAGUUGGAAUUGGAAAAUUCUCUAGUUCAACAAUUAGAACGUCGACAUCGUCGGCGUUCAGUUACCCAACAUGUAGAACGUGUAAUGUCCUCUCUGUGUUUAGAGCUACGGGACAUUUAUCCUAUAGCCCGUAAUCGUUUUGGUCUCUAUACGAUCUGUGGUAUACCCUUCCCUACAAUGGAUGGCUAUGUUUUGGAUACACUCAAUGCUCAAAGUGUACAUAUAUCGGAGAAUAUAACACCAAUGGCUUUGAGUGCUUCCUUGGGCUAUGUGGCCCAUUUAGUUGAAAUGAUUUCUGUUGUUCUCAACAGACCUUUAAGAAAUCCCAUUAUACAUGAAGGUUCACGUACCCGUAUUAUGGAUGUUAUCAAAGAUAUACCUUCCUAUACAUCAAGAGAAUUUCCUCUCUACAGUCGAUCCUCUAUACCCACGAAACCAGUCAAAUAUGCAGUUAAUUUAUUAAAUCAAAAUAUUUCUCAAUUGUGUUUCGAUAUCUGUGGUAUACGCUGUGAUAUGCGUGCUACCAUUGAUAACUUACUAAAUAUAUUUGCCACUUUUGUGCAAAUCGAGCAAAAUAAAAGUGAAAUACAUUUACGUACACGAACUUUAACUGCAAAACGUUUAACUAUAGCUGAAAUUAAUAAUUCCAAUGAGGUUGAUGGUUCCCAUCGGCUGCAAAAUCAACAACAUCAUCAUCAUCUCCAGCUAAAUAAUCACAAUCAUCAAAAUGAUCAUCAAAUUACAUCAAACAAUGGCGAACAAGACUAUUCGCUAUCGAAGUCGCAUUCAUCUGUCGAUAUGAAUCAUAUGAUGCCCCCUACCACACUGAUGCAUCACCAUCAUCAUCAUCAUAAUGUGCCUGUAUUUUCAUUAACUGCUGAUAAGCUGUUACAUUCAUCACGUAUAAGUUCACAGCCCAUCGAUAUACAAGAUCGAUCGUCAGUACUUAUAACAAAUCAACAACGAAAUUGUCGUUCUGUUGGCUCUUAUACAGAUAGCGAAGAAGAAGUUUGUCAUUCUACUCCAAUUCAAUGUUUUUCUAAUUCGGACUCUAACUUGACGUCAUUACAAAGUGGUGUUGGGCAUCAUCAUAUUCACAAAACAAACCGGAAAAAAACGACAAAAAAAAUCAACAAAUUGUAUAAGAAAUCCUUAAAAAUAUCAAUAGAAAUGCAAAUUAAAACUUUCCUAAGACCAAUCGGUCGUUAUAACUGUAUUAUAAAUCAAAGAACCAUCACUCAUAGCCACAACCCCCAAACUGGAGGAGAACAACAGCCUACAUCCUCUUCUAGUGUUCUCAAAAGAACACCAAAAGAUGAAAGUAGUAAAUGGAAUUUGAAAAUGUAUGGUUGGCAAAUACACAGUUAUGGUGGUGUAGAGGAGUUGCAAUUUACAGACAAAUUAAAAAUGCCACAACUAAAACAAGCUAAUGAAUGUCUGGUUAGAGUAACUACAACCACAGUCAAUCCCAUAGAUGUGGCCAUGUUAAAUGGUUAUGGAGCCACUGUUUUAAAUACCAUGCGUUGUCAGGGUAAUUCCAUAGAAUUUCCCUUGACUUUAGGUCGUGAAUUCUGUGGUAUUCUAGUGCAAAAAGGCAUGAAUGUGGAUAUACCCUUAGGGCAAAGAGUUUGGGGUGUGGUGCCCGUACAAAAUACAAAUGGAGCUCAUGCUGAGUAUGUAGCCGUAACAAAUCAAUGUCUUUCUUUAGCUCCUAAAAAUCUUAGUGAUGAAGAGGCAGCCUCAGUUUUAUAUGCUGGUCUUACCGCUUGGUCUGGUCUCUAUGUUACCGCCAAUAUAGGCGGCAUUUGUGGUGCCCUCACAGCCGAUGGUGGUGGUGGACAAAAACGUAUUUUAGUUUUAGGCGGUUCUGGCAGUGUGGGCUCUUUAGCCAUACAAAUGCUUAAGGCUCAGGGCACACAAGUAGUAGCCACCUGUAGCGAAAAUGCCAAAGAACUUGUCAAGUCCCUAGGUAGCGAUGUUGUUAUAGAUUAUAAUAAUGCCGAAGAAAUGUCAAAUUUACGUUCAUUUGCUCCUUAUGAUGUGGUACUCGAUUGCAGUGGUCAGGGACCCCAGGGUGCGGAAUCCCUAAACUUUAACUAUAAACAAUAUGUUACCUUUUCAUCACCGCUUUUGAAAAAUAUCGAUAGCAGCGGUUUGGGUUUAGGGCUUUUGAAAAAUGUGGGCAGCAUAUUGGAAACUAACUUUAAAUCGGUUAGCAAACAAAAUGGUUUAAUAAAAUGGGGUUUCUUCUCGCCCGCUCCUCAGGGCAUUGAAUUUUUAAAGAAACUGACAGAGCGCGAAAAGAUUGUUCCUUUAAUAGACAGUAGUUUUGAAUUUGAACAGUUGCCGGCAGCAUUUGAUAAAGUUAGCCAAGGUCAUUUGCGAGGAAAGGUUGUUGUUAAUAUUGAUUAAUUUUUAAUGUUUGUAUUAUUUAUGAUUUGUUAUGUUUAUUAAAAAUCUAAUUAAAAAUUGAAUUUUUAAUACUUUUGA
Molecule: messenger RNA, 3921 nt
Organism: Lucilia cuprina (Australian sheep blowfly)
Lineage: Eukaryota; Metazoa; Arthropoda; Insecta; Diptera; Calliphoridae
Product: UV radiation resistance-associated gene protein
Exons: 9
Coding region: 133-3843 (1236 amino acids)
Cellular component (GO): mitochondrion
Molecular function (GO): oxidoreductase activity
Source: RefSeq, a predicted model, not a curated record